Messenger RNA from Pogonomyrmex barbatus (red harvester ant), 2815 nucleotides. Its product is annotated as doublesex-Mab related 99B. The record is from RefSeq and is a predicted model, not a curated record. NCBI's taxonomy places the organism in Eukaryota, Metazoa, Arthropoda, Insecta, Hymenoptera, Formicidae. Gene Ontology annotation, molecular function: protein binding.
AGGGGGCGAGAGCGUGUGUCGCGGGACGCGCGAUUCCGCAUUUCGGACCCCGGCAGCCGAACGAGAGGGUGUUGCAUCCGCGUACGACCUUAUGAAAGUGCGAGCGCGUGCGCGCGUACGAUUGUGAAAAGUCGCUAUCCCUAUCCCUGCCGUCAUAUUUUGCUCUCGUCACUCUUGCCGCAACAAUUGUAAGCGUUUGAAUUCGGCGAUGUCUUCGCGCGUGGUGCGCGUAAGGACCUGAUCGUCCCCGAUCGGGCAACGGAUCGCGACACCGUCGAAGUAUCGCGUGGGUACCGCGCCAAAAGUAUCGAUCUCGCGAUUGCCGUCGGUCCGCGACGAAGAGGAGGUCGCCGCUUGCUUGGAGCGGUCCUCGCGGCGGGGACCUCGGCAUGGGGGCGAGUGUCGUCGAGUACGCGGCUUCACGCCCGGUUCGGAUUACUCACGGUGCACGGUGAUCGCGUCGUGAUCACGUCGUGGUCGCGCGAAUUGUAUUCGAGUACACACGCUCGGGGAUAUUCCUGUCGGCGAGUGUCACUAUCACCGAACAACGAUCAUGUCGCUACCCCGCGGGGUCGGCCUCGGCGUCGACGUGGGCCAAUUGAUGCAACAUCAGCAACAGCAACAGCAACAUCACGUGCUGCCAGCCGCGUUCUUCCUGCGCGCUAGUGCCGAGAGGUAUCAGCGGACGCCCAAGUGUGCGCGAUGUCGUAAUCAUGGAGUUGUAUCUGCGCUCAAGGGGCACAAACGCUACUGUCGAUGGCGGGAUUGCGUGUGUGCCAAAUGCACCCUUAUCGCCGAGAGACAACGAGUCAUGGCUGCUCAGGUCGCGCUCAGACGGCAACAGGCCCAGGAGGAAAGUGAGGCACGCGAGUUGGGCCUGCAAUUGCAAUAUAAUGCCGGCAGCUGCAAUACUGCUCCCGUUCUACCGGCGGCCGCCGGUGCGACGCCAGCUGGUAGCCCGCCCCCGCACCCGGCACACGUAGCGAGUCCGGCGUGUCUCGCGAUCCCCGCGGCGGCCGCGGCGGCCGCUGCCGCUGCUGCCGCGCAUAUUCAGACGCAACUUCAGCAUCAGCAGCAGCAGCAGCCCACGGAAUGUGGCCUCCUACCGAGGAAGAGGUCUAUCCAGGAUGAAUACCGGCAGUCCAAGGUCGAAAAAAACGAUGCUGUUGUCGGUUUGAAGCGAUCUAGAAUCUCUGAAAACACGACGAUCUUGUCGACCAGCGAUACCGGCAACGAAGAUGAUCGUGAUUCUGAUUCCGGUGGUGAAUUGCGAGCCGAUCGUUCGAUAGUAGUAUCGACGUCGUCAGGAAUACCGGAAACUGAGGAACAGUCCUCGACAAGGAAGCGUACUAAUAGCCUGAAUGAUUCCGAGGAGGGCAGUCCAGAACCGGGCUCGCAGAGUCCGACGCAUACUCCUCCGUUGACACCCGCCUUGACACCGCAAAGGGAGGAUACCCCAGCGCCGGAAAAUCUCAGCCUACGUAAGAGUGGCAGUCCUCCGCAGACACAACAGAUAUUGCAACCGGUGGAUCUAGUUCAACCUAGACCUAGUCCUCCGUUACCCCCUUUAGCUACCGCGACGACAGUGCACUUCCCUUCUUACGCUUCCCUUUACGGGCCGACGGCGAGCUCGUUGGCGUAUUGCUCGCCGGCUCUCUAUCAGCAUCAACAUCAUCAUCAUAUGCCUGAGCCGCGUGAGAUUCACAUGCAGAUGCAGAUGCAGAAUAUUCAGCAGACUUGUGGACUGCAGCUGCAGCAGCAGCAGCAGCAGCAGCAGCAGCAGCAGCAGCAACAACAACAACAGCAACAACAGCAACAGCAGCAACAACGUUCACCAGUAGAUGUUCUGCUACGUGUAUUCCCCGGAAGACGUCGUGCCGAUGUCGAAGCGCUCCUCCAUCGUUGCAAAGGCGACGUGGUGUCCGCUAUGGAGGUGCUGGUUUGCGAGGACAGUCUGCAGCCCAAAUCGGCGUUCUCGCCGCUGGCGGGUGCCCUGGCAUCAGCCGCCGUGGCGUCCGCCGCGUCCGUCUCGGCGGCGGCGGCUUAUGCGAGCCGCGCCGCGUAUUGCACCACUCCGAUACCGUCGACGCGGCAUCGGUUCCUAGCCGCGCCGUACACCGGUACCGGUUACCUGCCCACUGUCAUCAAGCCGCCCAACCAGAGUCUACAUGCCAAUGGUACCGGUGACGCCUAUCGGGAGACCAGUCCCGACGAUGCCAGCGACAAGACGAGCUACUCCGAGUGACCGGACGAAAGUUACGCCACCGUCUGGUCGUAUUCCUCGAUCGUUCCCUAACUAGAACCGGUAUCUAUUUAGGGACUAUACUUGGUUCGUUCGCCUAGGCCUAGGGCCUAGUUUGCCAUAGGAGUGCAAAAUGAAAUGACACUGUUCUUGAGAGACAGCUUUGGCAGCGUCGUUUGGCAGCCAAAAGAAUUUGGCCAAGACUGUCCAAGAGUUACUUCAAAUUCUAACCUAACGAUCACAAUGAUGCAACGUUAUUAAAAUGUCGAAAAGGUCGAUCGUUUAAUCGGAAAAUAUGCGGCACAUUGGUGGUAACAACUGUCGAAGAAAGCAUAAUCGACCACGGUUGACCACGGUUACUCGACCACGGUUAUCGUUUAUCAUCGAUUAUCAGUUUAUCUUGUCGUAUAUCUCGAAUAUCUUCUCUCUUUGAAUCGACUUUGAAUUGACUUCUGAGGAUUUUCACGUAAAUUUGGCUUCUCUCACAAUUCUUUCGCAAUAUUCUUACGCAGAUUAGACGUAAUCUUUUAACAAUGAGAAUGAAAAUAUUGUACAAAUAUAUUUACCAAGUGA